Messenger RNA from Alternaria atra, 429 nucleotides. RefSeq lists its product as uncharacterized. The record is from RefSeq and is a predicted model, not a curated record. Bases 1 to 429 code for a protein of 142 amino acids. Lineage: Eukaryota; Fungi; Ascomycota; Dothideomycetes; Pleosporales; Pleosporaceae. The transcript has 2 exons.
AUGUACCGGCAAGCGCAUAGGCUCGGUGGCAUUGCGCAUGUAGCUACAUCUCUCCGCAUCGCAUCUCCUCUCUGUCGCAAGUCGGUCCGGUUUUCAGGGCACGAUUUAUCGUCGAGACGCGACUUCCAGAGUUUUCACGCUCACCAACAGAUUGCUUUCAAGUCCGACGAGGAAGCAGUAGAACAUGCCUGGAGGGAGCAGUUGACGGAUCCAUCCCUCAGGCCCUUCGUCUGCUGCCGUGAUGACCCUGACAAACCCGAUUGUUGGUCGGAACAAUUUCGGAAGAGAACAGCGGAAAGAGCGCAAAAGCUUAAAGCCUUGGGUGCUCCAGAUACACUGACUAGCUGGCGGGACGUCAAUAUCUUGGAGAAGUGCACAAGGGGAAGCGCCUCGAUCAAGUACCGGAUACUUAUCUCGUCAAGUAUCUGA